GGGGGAGAUGCUUUCCAGCCACAUGGAUACAAUCGAUUCUGACGAGCAAGCAGAGCUUGCGCGCUGGGAGUUGUCUGAUGGGCACUGGCGGCAUGGCGCCACUGGUGAGGUGACCUCGGCGGAUCCCCGAAGCCACGUCGCCAUGUCCUUCCAGUGCAAGCGCAUCGCAAUGCAAAAACUUAGCAAUCCCAGAUACCUUUGGGAGCUGCGGCAAAUCGAGCCACCCCCAGAGCGGCCAAAAAGAGACCACAUGACAGCUGCCAUUCAGUGGCUGAUGAACAACCUUGAAGACGAGUCGCAGGGCAGCCGCACCCCACUGAACUCUUCACGCAGCCAACCCGCGGGAAAUCAAGUUCAGGAGGUUGAGAAACAGAGCGAGGCUGAAGGGCUGACGGCGAUGUCAGCAAAUAAGGAGCAGGCAGAUGAGCAAUUACAGGCAAACCAAGGAGAAGAUAAAGAAGGAGUGGUUGACGGUGGAGCCAACUUUGUCGAGGAAAGCGAGUGCGUCAUGACCUUUUCCAUUAGCGAAAGGUGCAGAAGUACCGAAGUGCAAGGGAAUUCUGGAGGAACCGAAAUUGAUGAAGCUGCUACGGCUGGUUCUAUGGGCAGUGCUGAGAAGCCCACACAAGAACCUGUUGCAGUGCCAGAGGGGACCACACAGGAAUCACAGAACGCCCGGGACGGUAGCAAACUUCAGGUCUUAGAGCCUGACGAUAUAAAGAGUGAGGCAUCAGGCGAGGCAGAGCAGGUGGCACAGCUUUUGGCGCAGGUCAUGCUGGGGCCACAAGGAGCCAUCGCAAGCAAAGAGCCUGGCAAGCAGGCGGUGGUGCCCCAGCUACCUGCCAAUGGUGCAAGCAGUGCAGUCCAGCUGCCCGAGCUGCUAAAUCGGCUGGCAGAGGUCUUGCCCUCCGAGGCCAAAGGAGACCCGGCGCCAGCCGUGCCGGCGGACAGUGCUUUGGGCCAUUCCGCUUCAGCACAUGAGACCGACAAGGCCACAAAUGGACCAGAUCAGACGGCCGAGCUUUCGGAACUGCUGAUGUGCGUAGCUGAAUCCUUGACGAAGAUGCCCCCAGGAGGCAGCGCUGCUACUGUCUCGCAGACAGCUGUGAAAGGUAUCGUUGCUGCACUCCCAGCAGAGGGA
This is a messenger RNA of Durusdinium trenchii, 1141 nucleotides long. Lineage: Eukaryota; Dinophyceae; Suessiales; Symbiodiniaceae. The record is from the annotation of a GenBank genome assembly.